This is a messenger RNA of Hirsutella rhossiliensis, 411 nucleotides long. RefSeq lists its product as uncharacterized. Bases 1 to 411 code for a protein of 136 amino acids. Lineage: Eukaryota; Fungi; Ascomycota; Sordariomycetes; Hypocreales; Ophiocordycipitaceae. The transcript is spliced from 3 exons. The record is from RefSeq and is a predicted model, not a curated record.
AUGCCGACGAUAUUUACCGCCAAUAUUCUCAAGAUCAAGACCCGCAUAUCAGCCACCGCGCUCGACAAGGACCAGCAAGAAGUCGUCAACAAUGAGAUUCACGAGACGAUGAGCCGGGCUAUCUUUGGCAGCAACAUGAUUGAGCGCGCUGGGCUUGGCUGGGACAUCACCGUCCAGCUCUGUCGCAAAGUUUUCGCAGGAGAGGAUAUAGGGCAGAUCUCCGAGCGAGAUGCUACCUACCAAGAAUCACUCCUAAAGCUUUACAAACAACAGUUCGACCUCAAGGACAUGAGGGAGAUGUGCGAAAGUCUCAAGCAAGAAUUGACCGCUGCUGAGGAGAGGAGAACGAUCGAUCCGUUCUCUAUCGCCGCAAAGUAUUCGUUAAUGUUCGUGGAGAUCCGUCCGUUUUAG